Kwoniella mangroviensis CBS 8507 is the source of this 3801-nucleotide messenger RNA. RefSeq lists its product as uncharacterized. Gene Ontology annotation, molecular function: ATP binding; protein tyrosine kinase activity. Gene Ontology annotation, cellular component: cytoplasm; nucleus. NCBI's taxonomy places the organism in Eukaryota, Fungi, Basidiomycota, Tremellomycetes, Tremellales, Cryptococcaceae. The coding region runs from base 1 to 3801 and encodes 1266 amino acids. Gene Ontology annotation, biological process: protein phosphorylation; negative regulation of G2/MI transition of meiotic cell cycle. The record is from RefSeq and is a predicted model, not a curated record. The transcript is spliced from 4 exons.
AUGCUAGGAACACCUAUGGCAACUCUGCAUCCCCUGGGUGUGACAUCCCAAACGCCUUCUCCCCAACAGCAGACCACAUCUUACCACUCAUCUCGACCAUCGACCUCAUCGCUUCCUCGAUCGUACAAACGGGCCAAGUCUACACCUUCACCACAGUCUCCCAUAUUCCCAAAUCAGACGAUAUCGUCAGGAUCCGGCGGACCAUCGGGGCCUUCAAGAGCGAAACCUAGAGCCGCAGUAGCGAGAAGAUUGGUGGAAGCUUCACCACAGACCUGGAGGCUGGAAAGUGGAAGAAGGCGGGAAAUGUCGGUUCCUUUGCUAUCACAAGAGCUAUCCCACUUCUCCCUCUCCCAUUCGUCUCCCCCCGAGAUGUGCCAAGAAGGCCAUUCAGUCACACCCCCAAUACCGACCCAGACUUAUCUCACAUCUCCCGCUCAGCGCUCUCACACACCUCGUUCUCGAAGUCAUGUCGGACCUUCCAAGACUCCCUUCGUAGCUGCUCUACCCAAAGAUCAUACCUAUCCUUCCACUGCACCUCUUCCACCCAUAUCUUCGUUUUUGGGCAGUCCCUUCUCCACCAAGAAUGCCAGAGGAAGAUACAUGUAUCAAAACGUAUCUCCAUCGCAUAAUGCUACCAAUGGUACGAUAACAGAGAGGAUAGGGAUAGGGAGAGAAGCCUUUGAUGAACCUGGGUUGGAAUGGCUCGAACCCAGCGAUGGAUUGCCCUUGCCUCCACGUAGAGGAUCAAAGGAGGGCAGAACAGGCUUGGUCGAAGGGCUGCCAAUGCCGCAUUCAGGUAGACUCAGGAGAGGCACGAAUGGCUCGACGUCGUCCAUCGAUGAAUUGAGUGGAAGUGGUGCAAGCACAGCAUCUCUGCUCUCCCUAGCGAGGAACUCGAUAGAACACCAUUCGAGACCCAACAUCAUUACCGUAUGGGACGAACAGUCGCAAUGUUUAGAUGAAGAGGAAGAAGAAUCGUCAACACCGAGCCGACAACUAUUCGCCAAACCUAAUGAUUGUCUACCUCUACAGAUAUCAACUAAAGUGAACAGACCUUCCCACCAAAAUUUCAUGGAAAAGGAGAAAGCCACCGCAAGAUCUUCUUUACCUUGCUCGUCUGGAGGCCAAAUGUUGCAAAACUUCGACUUGUCGAAUCCGCCUAUAAUUAAACGACUAGACGAAAAAAACGCAGCCGUUUCACCUCAAAAAACAGGUAAAUCACCCUUGUCAACGUUCCUUCCCCGCUUGUUAUCCUCAAGAAAAGUAUCCCUCCAAUCGUUGCGACGCAAAUCGCCCGGUACGGAGGUUGUGGAUGAUGAAGAUAUAAUGACCGAUACUGAAGACGGAUCCUCCCUCAAGGGCUCUCUGAGAGGGAAGAGCAAGACUUUAUGGAACAAGACCAAAUCUAUCACAAUCAACUCAUCGAGAAACCCCAUGGAAGGUGGUGAUCAUGAACCGUCGCUGGGAGUCGGUAUAGGUUUAGGUAUUCGAAGAGGGCCACUAGGAUCUGUUCUGCGGGGAAGUGCCGAGAAGAGUAUCGAUCUAGCAAGGUCAUUAUCAAGCGAUUCGAGCGGUGAUAUAGAAACUUCACCUUCGAGACCGUUGUCAAAUAGAGAUUCAAUGAGUCUCUUCGUUAGUCCUUCUUUACCUCUCUCGCCCUCUACCACAGCGUCUCUAAACAGAGUCCCGAGCAAGUCUGCUUUCUUAGCUAGACGAAAAUCUGUCAAUGGUCAGACCUCUGGAACCCCAGGUACGAUUGCUAGUGGACCUCGACCUGCCAAGGCUAGACCACUACUGAGAAGAGGAAUCACCGCACCUGCCGAUAGCCCCUAUAAUUCUUCCAAUUUACUUUCCGCUGACUCAGCAUUGCAUACUCCCACCCACAUCCUUUUCGGAGAUAUCAAACCUUCUCCAGCUGCAUUUGCCUCUACAGGCCUGGUCAAGAAGAAGUCAGGUAUACAAGGAGUAGAGAUUCCUAAAUUCGGUGGUGGAACAGAUAGCGAACCUGUAGGAGAGAUUAAACGGGAACAAGCUGCCGCUCAACAUGGAGUAACAAGAACGAUAGAACCCCCUAGUCCCAUUUCACCUAUGGAAUCGCUCAGUCGUGCUCGACCAAGCUUGAAUACGUCCCUCACCACUUCCGCUUCGACAACUACCUCAGGCAAUACCGUGUCUACCACUAACAGCAAUGCCGCUUAUAUACAAGCUGCCCAGAAAACUAGAGGGUUGAGAAGAAAGGGUAGUCAGAUGUUCACUGCUAGUGGUUCAAUCGGAAGCAUAGAUAUGAUGAGAUCAGAUAGUAAUCGGUCCGCUAGAGGGGGUACCAGUCCUGCUACUCCAACUAAGCCUGGUCUGCAACUCACUCCGUUCGGUCUUGGCAUCACAACCCCUUCACCUACAGGACCUCAUCACCUCUAUCCCUUUGCUUCUUCCAGCGCAUUGCUUUCUACUCCACCUCGUUCCAGCGAGUAUGCUCCCUCCGACCCCGUUGAACCCUCUUCCAUCGAGAAAUUCCGACACAUGCCUGCUCGAGUCCGACAAAUAUCCAACGAACGAGGACCUCUGGCUCGAGCGUCCAACCCCAUGCUCGCAGCCAGUUUCAAGGCAUCUACUUCCAUUCAUACCGUUCCCGAAACUCCUGGCCAAGGUCAAAUUCCUUCAAUCAACAUCUUUAACGGGCCCCGCAGCAAAAAAGCGCCCUCAUCUCGACUUGAAAAGGAUUUUACGGUGAUCCAGACAUUGGGUAGUGGUGCUUUCUCUCAAGUAUUAAAGGUCCGGGAGAAAUGCAGUGGGAAAUUGUAUGCUGUCAAAGCUGGCAAACCAUACACCGGAGCUAAGAAUCGAUUAAGACAACUAGAAGAGGUAUCAAUCCUACGACAAUUAUCUAUGAUCCCUCAUGAGAAUGUUGUAGAGUACGUUGAUUCAUGGGAAACUCAUUCGAGAUUGUACAUCCGGACGAAAUUGAGUGAAUGUGGAGAUUUAUCCAAGUUUUUAGGACUUUUAGGUGAUUAUGGUGGACUGGGUGAAGAAAGGGUUUGGAAGAGUCUGGUUGAACUUUCAAGUGGACUCAGACACAUCCAUAAGAACAAUUUCUUACAUCUCGAUCUCAAACCUUCCAACAUCCUUAUUAACACCGAUGGAGGAUUGGUGAUCGCCGAUUUGGGAAUGGCGGUGAUUUGUUCAAACGAUCAUAAAGGUAAUAUCCUACAGGGCUUAUCACCUGCUUUACCUGAAAGAGAUGAACAAGGUGGAUUUAUCUGGUCAACUGCAUCUACUACCGCCAAUACUCCUCAAGAAGAAGAGGAAGAAAGAAGAUUGGAUGUUAUACCUAGUCCGAUCAUUGAUAGGGAAUUCGAAGGUGAUAGGGAGUAUUUGUGUCCCGAGGCUCUGAAUGAUAAUGGAGGCAAGUACGAGAUUGGAAAAGGAUCGGAUAUCUUUAGCUUGGGUAUGGUCAUACUUGAAUCAGCUGUCAAUGUGGUUUUACCAAGCAACGGAGAAGGUUGGAUCAAACUUCGCAAUGAUGAUUUUUCCGAUCUCAACGAACAUUAUCGAUUACGUCGUGCAUCAACUUCGACUACCAACGAGGUUGGAGUUGAAAAUCAAGACCCAUCUAUACCUGUACUAUCUCAAGAUUUGAUAGAUGUGAUCCGUGGUAUGAUGAGAUCUGAUCCAUCGCACCGAUGGGAACUGGAAGAUAUCUGGAAUAACAGAGUGGUGAGGAAUGUGAUGUGUACGAAGAAGGGUAGAGCAUUAGUGGAAGAAGGUCAUGGAUGGUUGGAGAGUGUUUUGUCGAGAGAGUAG